Molecule: messenger RNA, 3290 nt
Organism: Poecilia latipinna (sailfin molly)
Lineage: Eukaryota; Metazoa; Chordata; Actinopteri; Cyprinodontiformes; Poeciliidae
Product: deleted in malignant brain tumors 1 protein-like
Exons: 12
Biological process (GO): zymogen activation
Cellular component (GO): plasma membrane
Molecular function (GO): serine-type endopeptidase activity
Source: RefSeq, a predicted model, not a curated record
CGAGAUCUCCAGCUAGCAGCUUGACUAGUAGCAGCUCUGUGUUUGCUGUAAACAUCCAUGGCAAAAAUAAAUAGAGCUCCUUUGAAUACAAGGAAGUACAUGAUCAUGUAUCUCGCUCAGGUUUCAGUUCAUAGAAACAUCCUCAAUUUGUGUAAAUACUGACCAGGUACUGAUCUACCCCCCCUCCCCCGUGGGGUUGACCAAGUGGGCAUCCAUAAAUGAUACCGUCUGCUGUUCUGUCCUGUAGUGUUUGUGUUCGGUCGUUCAUAAGUCACCGACUUUUCAGGCUGUGAAGAUGUUAGAUCUGUUACUGGGUCUUGUUUCAGCCUCUUUUCUCUUGUGCUCAUCUUCAGCUGCCGGAGGCAAUGUUGUCAGAUUGGUUGGUUCGAGUUCAGAUGGGUAUUGCGCCGGAAGAGUUGAAAUCUACCACAAUGGAGAAUGGGGAACAGUCUGUGAUGACGGCUUUGACUAUAAUGAAGCUGAUGUGAUCUGCAAACAGUUAGACUGUGGACCACAAUUAACUGUUCAUGCAUCCGCUCACUUUGGUGAAGGCACAGGAAAGAUCUGGCUGGAUGAUGUGAGCUGUUCAGGAAACGAAGAUUUUCUUUCUGAAUGCAGCCACAGAGGAUUUGGAACCCACAACUGUGACCAUAACGAGGAUGCAGGUGUCACUUGUUCCUCUCAUCAGAUCUUACCAUUUCCAUCAUGCUCUGGAAACGUCCAUUUAUACCACGAUCGGGGAUGGAAAGUACUCAGUUAUAACGGCUUUGACACAAAUGCUGCUAAAGUGGCCUGCAGACAGAUGGGCUGUGGUCCAUCAAUCUCUCACUUAGGCCACGGCUACAGCUACAGCGCCGCGCUGCCUGAUUUGAGCUGUUCCGGAAGUGAAUUUUCUCUGUAUGAAUGUCAGCACAGUAAUUCUUGGACAUACCAAUAUGGUUCCUAUGCUUAUGUCUCUUGUUCAGAUUAUCCAGUCCGUCUAGCUGGGCCGUCUCGGUGCGCUGGACGAGUUGAAAUCUACUACAAUGGUGCCUGGCAAACAGUGUGUGAUGACGGCUGGGACUUGAAUGAUGCUCAGGUGGUCUGCAGUCAGUUGAACUGUGGUGUAGCCGUGGCUGCUCCUCACUCAGCGCACUUCGGAAAAGGAUCAGAUAAAAUCCUGUUUGACGAUGUGGCCUGCACGGGGAGUGAAAUACAUCUGACUCGAUGCUCACACAGAGGAUACUUGGUACAUAACUGCAGUCAUCAUCAGGAUGCUGGUGUGAUUUGCUCAGCCGGCCUGAGCAGGUUAAUUGGGCCAAGUAGAUGCUCUGGACGAGUUGAAAUCUUCACCAAUGGAUCCUGGGGAACCGUCUGCAAUAACAGCUGGGACAUAAACGAAGCUCGAGUGGUCUGCAGACAGCUGGGAUGUGGUACAGCACUGAGUGUCCUUCACUUUGGAGAGGGAACAGGAGAAAUUAAUGAAGUGACCUGCACAGGGAGCGAAAGAUAUCUGCCUGAGUGUUCGUACGGUAGAGUUGGAGCUCAGAACUGUAAUCACAGUCAGGAUGCUGGUGUCAUCUGUUCAGGCCAUAUAAGGCCCACUAUUGAACUUACUCCUCAAGGUGACAUCACCUUGGGUCGUAAUGUCAGCAUCAGUUGUUCAGUCACUGAUGCACAAGUAAGAGGGAUAUUUGUCUUCACGACGACCACAGGCUCAUUCAACCGGGCUGUGAACUCAAGCAGCAACUCUGCUACUUUCUACAUCGUUCAGGCCACUUUCAAUGAUCAGGGAUGGUACAAGUGUCAGCUUCAAGUCAUGCUUCCCAAUGAGAACUUCACCACUCUCUUUAGUGACACAGUCCAACUAAGAGUGAGCUUUCCACAACCCACGAUCAGUAUUGAACCCUCUGGAGUGAUUAAUCUCAAUCAGGAUGUCAAAAUAAUUUGUUCAGUCACUAAUGAACAAGGAGGAGGGUCAUUUAUCUUCAGGAAGUCUUCAGGAAGUUUCAGUCAGACUGUGAACUCAAGCAGCAACUCUGCUACUCUAAAUAUCCCUAAAGUUACCUUUACGGAUGCAGGAGACUACCAGUGUCAGCUUAAAGUGAGGAUUUCUAACGAAGACUUCAGCACCAGCUUCAGCAGUUAUGUCUCACUCUAUAUUAACGGUGAAAUUCCAAAACCCAACAUCACCUUGCAGCCUGCCGGUCUGGUUUCUUGGGGUCAGAGUGUCAGCAUCAGGUGUGACGUUAUGGAUGGAUUGAGUGGAUCGUUUAUUUUCACAAACGCUCCCAGUUCUGUCAUUCAGACUAUAAACUCAAACAGCAACUCGGCUACUUUCCAUAUCGCGCAAGUCCGUUUGGGAAAUGAGGGAUUGUACCAGUGUCGGUUUCAAAGAACGGUUUCUGGUGAAGUGUUUCACACCAACUUUAGUGACCCUGUCUGGCUAACUGUGAACCUCUCACAGCCGACCAUCACCUUGGAUUCUGCCGGUGGGGUGAUGUGGGGUCAGGAUGCCACCCUCACCUGUUCAGUCAUCGAGGGUCGGGCAGGAGGAUUAUUUGUCUUUAGGAGAACACCUGGUAAUUUCAUCCAAACUGUAAGCUCGAGCAGCAACACAGCUACCUUCCAUAUCACUCAAGCUAACUUGGGAGAUGAGGGAUUAUACCAGUGUCUGUUUCAACGGAGAGUUUCUGAUCAAGACUUCAACACCAGCUUCAGUGACCCUGUCCAACUAACUGUAUUUCUUCCAAAGCCCAGCAUCACUUUGGAUCCUGCUGGUGUGGUUUCUAUUGGUCAGACUGUCAACAUCGCUUGCUCAGUCUCUGAGGGUCAAGUAGGAGGAUCAUUUAUCUUCAAGAAGACAUCAGGACCAAUCACUCAUGUUGUAAAUUCAAGCAGCAGCUCGGCUUCAUUCCACAUCAGUGAAGUCAACUUGGUGGAUCAUGGACCGUACCAGUGUCAGUUUCAAAGAAGGUCUUUUAAUCAAGACUUGAGCACCAACUUGAGUGAUUCUGUCCAGCUAACUGUGAGCCUACCAAAGCCUACCAUCACCAUCCAGCCCACUGGUGUGGUUAUGUGGGGCCAGGAUGUCCACAUUACUUGUUCGAUCACUGGGGGUGAAGUAGAAGGAUCAUUCAUCUUCACAAAGACCCCAGGUCCUUUCACCCAGACUGUGGUCUCAAGCAGCAACUCGACUAUUUUACAUAUCCAUCAAGUCAACUUUACAAAUGAGGGAUCGUACCAGUGUCAGUUUCAAAGAACAGAUUCUAGCUCUGUUUUUAGUGAUAAUGCGAACCUGAACGUGACAG